Penicillium verhagenii is the source of this 519-nucleotide messenger RNA. RefSeq lists its product as uncharacterized. The transcript is spliced from 3 exons. The coding region runs from base 1 to 519 and encodes 172 amino acids. Lineage: Eukaryota; Fungi; Ascomycota; Eurotiomycetes; Eurotiales; Aspergillaceae. The record is from RefSeq and is a predicted model, not a curated record.
AUGCAACUCUCCCUCUUUGUCUUCGGCCUUCUCGCCAACGUCAUCUCAGCGGUUCCCACCCCCGAAACACAAUCGAUAUGCUUGAACGUACGAAAAAUGCAACCCCAACCCCAAAUCUACGGAUGGGAAUCCGCAUCAGAGUAUCUCGUGUUCCACAAGGGAAGCUACCCAUCAGUCAAGAUGUCUCGCACUCCCAACUUCGCUGAAUGCCCUAUAUACCCUGGUGCUGGCUACUCUUUGUUAGGCAACCUAUACAAUACUUUAAGUAUUGUACUUCACACAAACAUGCCAAUAGCGCGGGGGGGGUACGUGGUUUGCCUGGUCGUGGCCGUGGUCGUAGCCGUGGCGGUCCCCCCCCAUGGAGGACAACCUGCGCUGCCUCCUUUCCCCUCCGGUCCCUGUGGUUCUCGUGGUGGUAUUUCUGCCUGUGAAGCCCGAGCUGCUGCCGCCCUUGCCCUUGCCCUUGCCGCUCCUGCCGCAGCUGCCGCCCCCGCCCCCACCCCAUAUCUACUCAGCUGA